GGUUUGACUUUCAAUCUGUUGUUCUGUGUUUCCGAACUCGGCGAAGUGGAGUUCAACAUGCGGAGAUCUGGCUCUUUAACAUCCACAGCAAACCCCCACUGGCCCCAAAACCCUAAAUCCACCCACUGUUUUCUCUUCCUCCUGUAAAUUUUCAAUUUUUUUCUUCUCAAAAAUUAUUGUUUGUUGAUGGAGAUAAAUUGUACGACGAACCGGAAUCUUGCUGAGGGCACAGGUGAUGAUGUUGAAGCCCUUGCUGAGGCCACAGGUGAUGAUGUUGAAGAGAAAGGAAGUAGGAAGAAACACCGGUGGUUAGCUGGAAAGAUAGAAAAAAUGGAUGAAGAGGAACGAAAGAAGACAAACCAGGCAGCUUCCAACUCAAGCAGGAAAGAUGGUUCAAAGCCAAAGUACUAUGCCAAGAACUUGGUUCCUGAUGAAAAUGGAAAUCCAAUUCAGGUACCCUCAAACUGGUGUCAUCAGUGUCGUAGACGUGACAGGGGACGAACUGUGCAGUGCCAGAAAUGCUCUUCAAAGCGUUAUUGUGAGCCUUGUAUGACAAGAUGGUACCCUAACAUGACAGAGGAGAUGUUUGCUGAGUGUUGCCCUUUUUGCCGUGACAAUUGUAACUGUAUAGCUUGCUUACGCAAUGUGAACCCCAAAGGGAAAGAGAAGAUUGAUUUCAGACCUAAUGAUGAUCAGAAAGUUCAAUAUUCUAUGUAUAUCCUACAUGUGCUUUUCCCAAUCUUGAAGUGUCUCAAUGAGGAACACAUAAAGGAGAAAACAACAGAAUCUAUAAUUCAAGGAUCUUCUUUAUCGGAUAUACAGUUGAAGGAUGCAAACUGCAGUUUGGAUGAGCGCAUAAACUGCAACUGCUGUAAAACUUCAAUUUUUGACUUGCACAGAAGCUGCCCUUCUUGUCAUUAUGACCUUUGCCUUCAAUGUUGCUUUGAAUUACGAGAUGGCAACCUUCAAGGAAACAAGGAAGAAGUUAUCAUUGAAUAUAGAGAUCCAGGUCUUAAGUACUUGCAUGGGAAGAAUGCCUGUUAUGUUGAGACAGCUGCUGAAGAUCCUGCACCAAAGGAAAAGCAAACUCAUGAUUGGAAGUCUCUGGAUGAUGGAAGAAUUCCUUGUCCUCCAGAAAGUAUGGGUGGUUGUGGUGGUGGAAUUCUAGAGUUGAUGCACAUAAAGCCGCUUGACACCGUUUCAAGAUUGUUGAAUGAAGCACAAGAGCUCUUAAAGAUGCAUAAACCGGAAGAUAUGCGAGAGAUACUUGAGCAACAUUGCUCUUGUUCAGAUUUUGUGAAAGAAAGCAAUGGUGGUGAUGAGCAGUUACGAAAAGCUGCAUCUCGUGAAAAUUCCAAUGACAAUUACUUGUAUUGUCCACGUGCAAUAGACAUUAAACUUGGAGAUUUGAAGCAUUUUCAGUGGCAUUGGUCAAAAGGGGAGCCAGUAAUAGUGAGCAAUGUUCUUGAAACUACACUUGGGUUGAGCUGGGAACCCAUGGUUAUGUGGCGUGCUUUUCGCCAGCUUAAAAGUACCAAGAAUGCUGCUAUUAAUUGUUUAGAUUGGUGUGAGGUUGAUAUUAAUAUUCAUAACUUUUUUGCUUGGUAUACGGAUGGUCAAUAUGACAACGAAGGGUGGCCUAAGAUCCUAAAGUUGAAAGCAUGGCCUAUAUCAAAUUUAUUUGAAGACGGCUUACCACGUCAUGGUGUUGAGUUCAUCACUUCCUUGCCCUUCAAAGAAUAUACACAUCCUCGUGAUGGAUACCUUAAUCUUGCUGUCAAGUUGCCUGAAAAAUCUUUGAAGCCACACAUGGGUCCUAAAACAUAUAUAGCUUAUGGCGUUCAUCAAGAAUUGGGACGUGGAGAUUCUGUAACUAAACUUCAUUGUGACAUGGCUGAUGUGGUGAAUGUAUUGACUCAUACUGCAACUGUUACCCCCAGCUCUGACCAUUGUACAAGGAUAAAUUAUUUGAAAAUGCUGCACAAGGUUCAGGAUCAGAAGAAACUUUUGGGAGUGGUAGGGGAGAAUAAAGAAGGAACACCAGGUAGCUGUGUGGAUGGAUCUGAUUCUGAUCUGGAAGAGGGAGGUGCUUUGUGGGAUGUGUUUAGGAGGGAAGAUACUCCUAAACUGGAGGAAUAUCUCAAAAAACACUUCAAAGAGUUCAGACAUGCCUUUUGUCUUCCACUGCAGCAGGUUAUCCACCCAAUUCAUGAUCAAACAUUUUACUUAACCAUGGACCAUAAAAGGAAGCUCAAGGAAGAGUUUGGAAUUGAAGCAUGGAGUUUUGUCCAAAAGCUUGGGGAUGCUGUCUUUAUACCUGCUGGAUGUGCUCAUCAAGUUAGAAAUCUAAAGCAGUCAUGUAUAAAAGUUGCAUUGGAAUUUGUUUCUCCUGAAAAUGUUGGUGAAUGCAUCCGACUGACAGAAGAUUUCCGCCUUCUUCCCCAAAAUCAUUGGGCAAAAGAAGAUAAGUUGGAGGUGAAGAAGAUUGUAUUUCAUGCAGUGGAGGCAGCUGUGAAAGACUUAAAGUUUGUUGCCAAUGGAAACCCCCAAAAAGAUUUAGGACUAGUGGAGAAAGGGACUAUUCCGUCCACUCCAACCCAAAAACACAAAUUACCAAAAAAAGUGCAAGGGGCAAAAUGGGAAUUACAGAUUGAUCGUGACACAACAUGUUCCCAUCAUGUGGAUAAUGAAGAAAACGGAUAUGAGGUGAAUAAUGAAGAAAGUGGUGGCAGCAUAAAAAGAUCAAGGACUAGUAAAGAAAGGGACUAUUCUCCCCACUCCAACCUAGAAACGCCAAAUAGUGGUGGUUCAACGGUUCACCCUCCUACAAGUGGAGAUGCAUCUAAAAUGAAAGGAAAAGCUAAGGUUUCACAGUCUUCUUCAUCUCCUAAUGAAAUUGUUGCAGAACUUCGUGCAAUGAGAGUUACCAGAGACAAUGAAGUUGAACUCAUGAGAAAAAGACUCGACUUGGAGCAAAAAAGGGAAGAAAGGAAGAAUAAGAAGAUGUAUCACAUGCAUCUCAAUGCAUUGUUAAUGAAAGAGCACUUAUCGCCAGAAGAUGAAGACAUUAAACGCCGUCUCUUGGCGAUGUUGUGUGGAUAGUGAUUGUAGUGUAUUUUAGAUGCACUUCCAUCUUUUAUUUAUGUAAUAUUGUAUAUUAUGCAAAUGUUGUAUCAUGAUUGAUAGUUAUACCUAAUUAUUAAUGCUAGUAAAAAAACCAUGGCGCGAGUUC
Lactuca virosa is the source of this 3232-nucleotide messenger RNA. Lineage: Eukaryota; Viridiplantae; Streptophyta; Magnoliopsida; Asterales; Asteraceae. The record is from the annotation of a GenBank genome assembly.